UGUGUGUGUGGGAAGUGAAGGUGAAGUCAGCGAGUGUCUCUCUCUUCCCCUGAUCCAGCGCAAGAGGAAGAUGAAGGGCAAAAGUGCGGCACCCGCUCCUCAAAGGGAGGAAGAGGACACCCCUCCGCUGCUGGCUGCGCCGGCUCAGGGGAAGCUUCCUUCGGCGCUGAGGAAGAGGAGCAAACGCACGCUCCGGGUGGUCAUAGCCUCGGAGGCGACAUCGUCACACACCGCACCACAGGACGAGAUGGAGCAGCCCAGGAGGAGAGCACUAGAGCGCUCGGCGUCGGAGGAGAGCCACAGCGAGCUCAGCAGCUCUCCGAGUCCCGGUGACACGCUGCCCUGGAACCUGGCCAAGCACCAGCGCGUCAAACGCUCCAAGUCCGCCUCCGGGGACGUGUUGGACCCGGCCGACCGGGCCGUCAUUCGCAUCGCAGAUGAACGGGAUCGGGUUCAGAAAAAGACCUUCACCAAAUGGGUGAACAAGCACUUAUUGAAGGCCCAGAGGCACAUUACAGACCUGUACGAGGACCUCAGAGAUGGCCACAACCUCAUCUCCCUGCUGGAGGUGCUCUCGGGCGAGACACUGCCCAGAGAGAAAGGGCGCAUGCGCUUCCACAAACUCCAGAAUGUACAGAUCGCUCUGGACUUCCUCAAACACAGACAGGUCAAGCUGGUCAACAUCAGGAAUGAUGACAUUGCAGAUGGGAACCCCAAGCUGACAUUAGGACUGAUAUGGACAAUCAUUCUCCACUUCCAGAUCUCCGACAUCCAGGUGAACGGCCAGUCGGACGACAUGACGGCGAAGGAGAAGCUGCUGCUGUGGUCCCAGCGCAUGUCGGAGGGCUACCACGGCAUGCGCUGCGACAACUUCACCACCAGCUGGAGGGACGGGAAGCUCUUCAACGCCAUCAUCCACAAACACAGGCCAGCAAUGAUUGACAUGGGAAAGGUGUACAGACAGACUAAUCUGGAGAACCUGGAGCAGGCGUUCAGUGUCGGCGAGCGAGAGCUGGGCGUCACCCGUCUACUCGACCCUGAAGAUGUGGACGUACCGCACCCAGAUGAGAAGUCCAUCAUCACCUACGUUUCCUCUAUGUAUGACGUCAUGCCCAGGGUACCCGAUGUCCAAGAUGGCGUCAAAGCCAACGAGCUGGAGCUGCGCUGGCAGGAGUACUAUGAGCUGGUCACCAUGCUGCUCCAGUGGAUGAGGCAUCACAUCAUCGUGUUCGAAGAGAGGAAGUUCCCCACAAGCUACGAUGAAAUAGACGUUCUCUGGCGUCAGUUCCUCAAGUUCAAGGAGACUGAGCUGCCAGCGAAGGAGGCUGACAAGAACCGUUCCAAACACAUCUUCAGAUCCUUUGAGGGCGCUGUUCAGGCAGGUCAGAUCAAGGUUCCCUCCAACUACCACCCCUUUGACGUGGAGAAGGAAUGGGGUCGGCUGCACGUCGCCAUUCUGGAGAGAGAGCGCCUGCUGAGGACGGAGUUUGAAAGGAUGGAGCGCCUCCAGAGGAUCGUCAGUAAAGUGCAGAUGGAGUCGGGCGUCUGUGAGGAGCAGCUCAACCAGGUGGAGACCCUGCUGCAGACGGACGUGCGAAUGCUGAACGCAGGUAAACCAGCCCAGCACACAGGAGAGGUGGAGGCGGACCUGGACAAAGCGGAGGGCAUGAUUCGCCUGCUGUUCAAUGACGUGCAGCUGCUCAAAGAUGGACGCCACUUACAAGCUGAGCAGAUGUACAGAAGGGUGUACCGUCUUCACGAGCGUCUGGUGAACGUGCGCAGCGAGUACAACCUGCGUCUGAAGUCUGGUGUGACCCUCAACCAAGUGCCCAUGUCCCAGAUGGCCCAGGCGCCCAUGUCUCAGAUGUCGAUGUCUCAGGUGUCCAUGCAGCAGCAGUCUGUGUCGCGCGUGCGGCCCGAGCUGGACGAGGUGACGCUGCGCUACGUCCAGGACCUGCUGGCCUGGGUGGAGGAGAACCAGCGGCGGAUCGACGGGGCCGAGUGGGGCGCCGACCUGCCCUCCGUGGACUCCCAGCUGGGCAGCCACCGCGGCCUGCACCAGUCCGUCGAGGACUUCCGGUCCAAGAUCGACCGCGCCCGGGCAGACGAGAGUCAGCUGACCCCCGUCAGUAAAGGAGCGUACAGAGAGUACUUGGGCAAACUGGACCUGCAGUACGCCAAGCUCCUGAACUCCAGCAAAGCCCGUCUGCGCAGUCUGGACCAGCUCCAGGCCUUCGUGAGCGCCGCCACCAAGGAGCUGAUGUGGCUCAACGAGAAAGAGGAAGAGGAGGUCAACUACGACUGGAGCGACCGCAACUCCAACAUGGCCGCCAAGAAGGACAACUACUCAGGUCUGAUGCGUGAGCUGGAGCACAGGGAGAGGCAGGUGAACACGGUUCAGGCCACGGGAGAUAAGCUGCUGAAGGAAGGCCAUCCCGGCAGAAACACCAUCGAGGCCUUCACUGCAGCUCUUCAGACUCAGUGGAGCUGGAUCCUUCAGCUGUGCUGCUGUAUCGAGACACAUGUGAAAGAAAACACUGCCUACUACCAGUUCUUUAACGACGUGAAAGAGGCCAACGACCAAAUGAAGAAGAUCCACGACACGAUGAAGAGGAAGUACGUGUGUGACCGCUCCAUCACCGUGACCAGGCUCGAGGACCUGCUGCAGGACUCAGCGGACGAGAAGGAGCAACUGAAUGAGUUUAAGACUCACCUGGACGGUCUGAACAGACGUGCCAAGACCAUUACCCAACUCAAGCCCCGUAACCCUGGCAACCCUGUCAAGGCCAAACAGCCCCUGCAGGCCGUGUGUGACUUCAAACAGAUGGAGAUCACGGUGCACAGGGGCGAUGACUGCACGCUGCUCAAUAACUCCCAGCCCUACAAGUGGAAGGUGCGGAACCCCAAAGGAGGCGAAGCCACCAUGCCCUCCGUCUGCUUCCUGGUCCCGCCCACCAACAAGGAGGCGGUGGAGAGCGUCACCGAGCUGGACGGCGGUCUGAAGAAGAUGUUUGUGCUGUGGCAGAGGCUCCACGUUGACAUGAAGAGCCUCCUGUCGUGGCAGUACCUCAUGAGGGACAUCCAGCACAUCAGCUCCUGGAACUUCUUCAUGUUUAAGACUCUGAAGGUUGAAGAGUACCGGCUGGCCCUGAAGAACCUGGAGCUGCACUACCAGAACUUCAUGAAGGACAGCCCGGACUCGGAGAUGUUCGGCGCCGACGACCGCCUGCAGGCGGAGAACGGGUUCCAGUCGGCCCGGCAGCACUACGACGUCCUAGUGCAGUCUUUGGAGCAAGGAGAGCAAGAUGAAACUCUGUGUAAGACCUACAUGAGUCAGAUCCGAGACCUGCGGCUGCGGCUGGAGAGCUGUGAGAACCGCACCGUCAGCCGCCUCAGGCACCCAGUGGACAAGGAGCCGCUCCAGGCCUGCGCCCAGAGGGCCUCCGACCAGAAGCAAGUGCAGAUCGAGCUGGAGAGCAUCAAGAAAGACCUGGGGAAGGUGGCCACGCAGACGGAGAGUGUGCUGGCGUCGCCUCAGGCCUCGGGCUCCAUGCCUCUCCUGCGCUCCGAGCUGGACGCCACCCUCAAGAAGAUGGACCACGUCUACAGCCUGUCCUCUGUCUACAUCGACAAGUUGAAGACCAUCGAUGUGGUGAUCCGCAGCACACAGGAAGCUGAGGAGGGGCUCAAGAAGUUUGAGGGCCAGCUGCGUAACGUCAACAAGGUUCCUGCUGAGGAGAAGGAAGUGAAGGCUCACCUCAGCCAGCUCAAGGAACUGUGCGAGGACGCCGAUAAAGAGCAGGCCACGUUCGAGCGCUUGGACCAGGAGCUCCAGAAGGCGGCGGCGGUGCACGACCGCAUGAGGAGCGUCCACAGCGAGCGCGACGCCGAGCUGGAGCACUACCGCUCGCUCAUCACCAACAUGCAGGAGCGCUGGCAGGCCGUGUCCGCCCAGAUCGACCUGCGCCAACGCGAGCUGGACAACCUGGCCCGCCAGAUGAAGCUGUACAGAGAGAGCUACGACUGGCUCAUCACCUGGGCGGCCGACGCCAAGCAGAGGCAGGAGAAGAGCUGUGCAGCUCCCAUCAGGGGAGCCUCAAUGCUCAAGGACCAGCUGGCUCAGGAGAAGAAACUCCUGCAGGAGAUUGAGAAAAACAAAGAUAAAGUGGACGAGUGUCAGAAAUAUGCCAAGUCUUACAUCGACGCCGUGAAGGACUAUGAGCUUCAGCUGGUCACCUACAAAGCCCUGGGUGAACCACUGGCCUCUCCCGCCAAGAAAUCCAAAAUGGACUCCGUGUCCGAUAACAUCAUUCAGGAGUAUGUCAACCUGAGAACUCGUUACAGCGAACUGCUCACCCUCAUGAGCCAGUACAUCAUCUUCAUCACGGACACACAGCGCCGCCUAGAGGACGAGGAGAAAACUGCUGAAAAGGUCAAAGCAGAGGAGCAGAAAAAGAUGGCGGAGAUGCAGGCAGAGUUAGAUAAACAGAGGCAGUUAGCCGAGACUCACGCCAAGGCCAUCGCCAAGGCCGAGAAGGAGGCCGAGGAGCUCAAACUCAAAAUGAAAACGGAGGUCAGCAGGAGGCAGGUGGUGUCUGUGGACGCCGAGAAACAGAAGCAGAACAUCCAGCAGGAGCUGCACCAGCUCAAAAGCCUCUCGGAGCAGGAGAUCAAAACCAAGGCCGAGCAAGUGGAGGAGGCCCUUCAGAGUCGAAUCAAGGUCGAGGAGGAGAUCCACAUCAUCCGCCUGCAGCUGGAGACCACCGUGAAGCAGAAGUCCACGGCCGAAGCUGAACUCCAGCAGCUGAGAGACAGAGCGGCGGAGGCGGACAGGCUGAGGAAAGCGGCGCAGGAGGAAGCUGAGAAACUCCGCGCUCAGGUGGCCGAGGAGACGCAGCGGAAACGCAAGGCGGAGGAGGAGCUGAAGAAGAAAGCCGAGGCAGAGAAAGAAGCGGCCAAGCAGAAGCAGAAAGCUCUAGAGGACCUGGAGAAGUACAAGCUUCAGGCCGAGGAGGCGGAGCGGUGCCUCAAACAGGCCGAGCUGGAGAAGCAGCGGCAGAUCAAAGUCGUCGAGGAAGUCGCCGUGAAAAGCGCGGCGGCGGAACUCCAGAGCAAACGUCUGUCAUUGGUCGAGAAAACGUCCAAGCUGGAGGAGUCACUCAAGCACGAGCAGGACGCGGUCCUCCAGCUGCAGGGAGAAGCGGAAGGUCUCAAGAGGCAGCAGGCGGAGGCGUCCAAAGCCAGAGGAGAGGCGGAGACGGAGCUGGAGAAGUGGAGGCAGAAGGCCAACGAGGCCCUCAGGCUGCGGCUCCAGGCGGAGGAGGAGGCCCAGAAGAAGAGCCUCGCCCAGCAGGAGGCCGAGAAGCAGAAAGAGGUGGCCGAGCGCGAGGCCAAGAAGAGAGCCAAGGCGGAGGAGGCUGCGCUGAAGCAGAAGGAAAUGGCGGAGAAAGAGCUGGAGAAGCAGAGGAAGCUGGCGGACGAUACCGCUCAGCAGAAGCUCUCCGCCGAGCAAGAGCUCAUCCGCCUCAGGGCCGAGUUUGACCACGCGGCGCAGCAGAGGGCCCUGCUGGACGCUGAACUCCAGCGGCUGAAGAACGAGGUCAAUGCUGCCGUAAACCAGAGGAAACAGCUGGAGGAGGAACUGGCCAAAGUUAGAGCCGAGAUGGACGUUCUCCUUCAGGCCAAGUCUACGGCUGAGAGGCAGUCCAUGACCACCACAGAGAAGAGCAAACAGCUGAUCGAGUCGGAGGCCGCCAAAAUGAGGGUCCUGGCUGAAGAAGCAACCAGGCUAAGAUCGGUGGCAGAGGAGGCCAAGAAACAAAGACAAGUCGCUGAGGACGAAGCAACUCGACAGAGAGCCGAAGCCGAGAAGAUCCUGAAAGAAAAGCUGGCCGCGAUAAACGAAGCCACGAGGCUGAAAACCGAAGCUGAGAUAGCUCUUAAGGAAAAAGAGGCUGAAAACGAACGUCUCAAGAGGAAAGCUGAAGACGAGGCAUAUCAGAGGAAGCUCCUGGAAGACCAAGCAGCCCAGCACAAGCAGGAUAUCGAUGAGAAGAUGAACCAGCUCAAGAAAGCCUCCGACACAGAGCUGGGGCGACAGAAGAAGAUUGUAGAGGAGACGGAGAAACACAGAAAGGUGGUGGAGGAGGAAAUCCGCAUCCUCAAACUGAGCUUCGAGACGGCCUCAAAAGGAAAGCUUGACCUUGACAAGGAGCUGAACAAACUCAAGGGCAUUGCAGAGGAGACCCAGAAGAGCAAAACAAAGGCAGAGCAAGAGGCGGAGAAAUUCCGAAAGCUCGCCCAAGAGGAAGAGAAGAAGAGGAAGGAGGCGGAGGAGAAGGUGAAAAGGAUCCAAGCAGCCGAGGAGGAGGCGGCCAGACAGCGCAAAGUCGCCCAGGAAGAGGUCGAACGCCUCAAACAGAAAGCCGGAGAGGCCAACAAGCAGAAGGAGGUGGCCGACAAAGAGGCAGAACAACACAUCGUCGCAGCCAAAGAAGCGGCCCUAAAAUGCUCUGCGGCUGAAAAGAAGGCUCAAGACAUCCUGGUGCAACAGAAGGAGGACAGUGCGGCACAAGCGAAGCUCAAGGAGGAGUUUGAGAAGGCAAAGAAGCUGGCCAAGGAAGCAGCCAUAGCCAAAGAAAAGGCAGAGAAAGAGGCAGCCCUUCUGCGGCAAAAAGCGGAAGAAGCUGAGCGUCAGAAGCAAGCGGCCGAAGCUGAGGCGGCCAAACAGACCAGGGCUCAGGAGGAUGCGGAGAAACAGAGGAAGGAAGCCCAGGAGGAAGCUGCCAAGAGGGCGGAAGCUGAAGCAGCCGCCCUGAAACAAAAACAGCAAGCUGACGCUGAGAUGGCCAAGCACAAACAACUGGCAGAGAAAACCCUCAAACAGAAGUCUCAGGUUGAGCAAGAACUCACAAAGGUUAAAGUUCAACUGGAUGAAACGGACAAGCAGAAAUCUGUCCUGGAUGGAGAGCUACAGAGGCUGAAGAAUGAAGUAGGUGACGCUAUGAAACAGAAAGCCCUGGUGGAAGAGGAACUCUCCAAAGUUAAGAAACAGAUGGAGGAGCUGGUUAAAUUAAAGCUCAGAAUUGAAGAGGAAAACAAACUCCUCGUCAAGAAAGACACCGAGACCACAAAGAAUCUUCUAGAAGAGGAGGCUGAGAACAUGAAGAAGCUGGCAGAGGACGCCGCAAGGCUCAGUGUCGCGGCUCAAGAAGCUGCAAGACUGAGAGAGGUUGCAGAGGCUGACCUUGCCCAGCAGAGGGAGCUGGCGGACAAAAUGCUCAAGGAAAAAAUGCUGGCCAUUCAGGAAGCCACGACACUCAAGGCAGAGGCAGAGAAGCUCCUGAAAGCCAAAGAUAAGGCUCAGGAGGAGGCUCAUAAACUCCUGCAGGACAAAAACCAGAUGCAGCAGAGGUUAGAGGUAGAGGCCGAAGGCUUCCAGAAGUCUCUAGAAGCUGAGCGUAAACGGCAACACGAGGCCACCGCUGAGGCUGAGAAGCUGAAGCUGCAGGUGACCCAGCUCAGCCAAGCCCAAGCCAAGGCGGAGAAGGAGGCCAAGAAGUACAAGACACAGGCCGACGACAUCCGCGCUCGCCUACAGGAGACCGAAAGACACACCUCUGAGAAAGUCACUGUCGUCGAGAAGCUUGAAGUUCAGAGACUGCAGAGCAAUAAAGAGGCAGACGACCUCCGUAAAGCUAUAGGGAAACUUGAGAAAGACAAGGACAAACUGAAAAAAGAGGUUGCAGAUGUACAAAUUAAGUCAAAAGAGAUGUCUGAUGCACAGCAAGAGCAGAUUAAGCAGGAAAAGACCCUUUUGCAAAAGACAUUCCUUACAGAGAAAGAAGGGCUGUUGAAGAAAGAGAAAGCCAUCGAAGAGGAGAAGAAGAAGCUGGAGAAACAGCUGGUGGAUGAAACGAAGAAGGCAACCGCCCUGAAAGAUGAGCAGGAACGCCAGAGGAAGCAGAUGGAGGAUGAGAAGAAGAAGCUGCAGGCUAGCAUGGACGCCGCUCUGAAGAAGCAGAAAGAUGCUGAGGAGGAGAUGCGCAACAAGCAGAAGGAGAUGCAGGAGCUGGAAAAGAAGAAGCUCGCGCAAGAGAAGCUCCUGGCCGAGGAGAACAAGAACCUUCGGGAGAAGCUCCAGCUGCUUGAAGGUGCACAGAAAUCACCGACAUCCCACACUAAAGAAAUCGAGAUUCAGACUGACAAGGUUCCUGAGAGUGAGGUGGUGACGAUGACCAUGGUGGGGGCAACAAAGAAAGUCCUCAAUGGCUCCUCAGAGGUGGACGGUGUGAAGAAGGAAGAACCCGCUCUGGCUUUCGAGGGAAUCCAAGGCAAGGUUCCUGCAAAGAGACUUCACGACGUCGGUGCACUGAGCAAAAAGGAAUUCGACAAGCUAAAGAAAGGAAAAACUACCGUACAAGAACUAAGCAAGGUCGACAAAGUUAAAAUGUGCCUGCAGGGCAAAGACAGCAUUGGUGGGUUGAUAGUAGAGCCAAAUCAGAAAAUGAGCAUCUAUCAAGCCCUGAAGGAGAAGAAAAUCACACCUGGCACGGCCAUUUUGCUUCUUGAAGCUCAAGCUGCGUCUGGGUUCAUCACGGACCCUAUCAAGAACAGGAAACUGUCUGUCACUGAAGCCGUAAAAGAGGGCCUGGUCGGCCCUGAGCUCCAUAAUAAACUGCUAUCUGCAGAGCGGGCAGCGACAGGAUUCAAAGAUCCGUUCACUGGUGACACAAUCUCCCUCUUCGAGGCCAUGAAAAAGGGACUGAUCGCUGAGGACCAGGCCACAAAGCUCCUCGAUGCUCAGCUGGCAACCGGCGGAAUAAUUGAUCCGGUCAACAGUCAUCGGGUGCCUCUACAAACUGCGGUCAAACAGGGUCAAUUAGAUGACGAGCUUAACAAAGUUCUAUCCAACCCGCCUGCAGACAAAAAGGGAUUCAUUGACCCCGACACAAAGGAAAGUGUCACUUACCAGCAGUUGCUGGAGAAAUGCAAACCAGACCCUGAAACCAACCUUCCUAUGCUGCCCAUUACAGAGAAAGCCGCACUGAGUGACGAGACGUACACAGACGAGGAGGCCAAAGACGUGCUCAGCAAGGCCAGCGUGACGGUUCCAUUUGGAAAAUUUAUGGGAAAGACUGUUACUAUCUGGGAAGUAAUCAACUCAGAGUACUUCACGCAGGACCAGAGAAGGGAUCUGAUUCGCCAGUACAAAAGUGGGAAAAUAACUGUCGAGAAGAUCAUCAAAAUUGUAAUCACAGUUGUAGAAGAUAAAGAGAAGAGCAAAGAACUGACCUUCGAAGGAAUCAGAUCCCCCGUGACAGCGUCAGAACUACUCGACUCAAAGGUAAUAAACAAAGACCUGUUUAACAAACUAAGCAACGGCAAAGCUCUAAUCAAGGACAUCUCUGAGAUGGACGCCGUGAAGAAAGCUCUGAAAGGUACAAACAGCGUUGCCGGGGUGCUCGUCGAGUCCACCAAGGAGAAACUGCCAAUCUACCAAGCCAUGAAGAAAGGUUUGAUCGGAACAGAGCCUGCGCUGAACAUGCUUGAGGCCCAGGCCGGAACUGGAUUUGUAAUCGACCCCGUCAAAAAUCAAAGGAUGACUGUGGACGAGGCUGUCAAGUCAGGUCUCGUUGGGCCAGAGCUCCAUGAGAAACUGCUGUCAGCUGAAAGAGCAGUGAGUGGGUACAAAGAUCCCUACACUGGAAAAACAGUGUCUCUGUUUGAAGCCAUGAACAAAGAUCUCAUCUCUAAAGACCAAGGCAUUCGACUUCUAGAGGCCCAGUUGGCUACCGGGGGCAUCAUUGAUCCAGUCAAGAGUUACCGGAUCCAACAGGAUGUGGCGUGCAAACGUGGCUAUUUCAGUGAGGAGCUGAACAGCUUGGGCAGCCCCUCUGACACAAGCAAAGUGUUCUACGAUCCCAACACCCAGGAGAAUGUUACAUACACACAACUUAAGGAGAAGUGCAUCACCGACAAACAGACAGGACUCCCAUUGCUGCCACUGUCAGACAAAGCCAUCAAGUCAAAAGAGGACCACAAGUACUCUGAGGUUCAGACAAAGGAUGCACUUAAUCAGGCCACUGUGGAACUGCAUAGUGGACCCUUCAAAGGAAGGAAAGUUACCAUCUGGGAGAUCAUCCAUUCAGAGUACCUCACUGAGGAGCAGAGAAUCGAGUUGAUCCGUCAGUACAGAAGUGGAAGUAUCACCAUUGAAAGAAUCAUCACGAUUGUGAUCACAACAAUUGACGAGAAUGAGACCACGAAAAAACAAGCCACUUUUGAGGGACUCAGAGGUCCGGUAAGUGCUAGCUCCCUGCUUGAGUCCAAAAUCAUUGAUAAGUCCAUGUACGACCAGCUCCAGCAAGGCAAAAAGAAACCCAAAGACAUUGGUGAUACUGAUGCAGUGAAAAAAUAUCUACAAGGUGGGGAUGGCAUUGGCGGCAUUCUCCUGGAGAAAUCUAAAGAGAAGAUUAGUGUUUACCAGGCAAUGAAGCAGAAAAUGUUGACUCCAAAUACAGGCCUGGCUCUCCUGGAGGCGCAAGCGGCCACUGGCUUUAUCAUCGACCCUGUGAAGAACCAGCAGUUCACCGUCGACGACGCCGUGAAGGCUGGCCUGGUUGGCCCUGAACUUCAUGAAAAACUUCUGCUAGCAGAAAAGUCAGUGACCGGCUAUAAAGACCCUUACACGGGUAGCAAGAUCUCCCUGUUGCAAGCUAUGCAGAAGCAGCUCGUUUUGCGAGAACAUGCCAUCCCACUGCUGGAAGCACAAGUGGCCACAGGGGGCGUCAUUGAUCCAGUGAACGGCCAUCGUGUCCCCAAUGACGUAGCCAUUCAGCGGGGCUAUCUCACAAAGCAGGUUGCCAAAUCGUUCGCCAGUCCAUCAGGUGAUAUCAUGGGCUUUACUGAUCCCAGCACAGGUGAAAGCGCCACUUACAAGCAACUGAAGGAGAAAUGCACGAAAGACCCAGACACAGGCGUGUAUCUCCUGCCUCUGGCUGAGGCCGAGGCACCCCCCAAGGAAGAGAAGUCCUAUGUGUACACUGAAGAGCAGGCUCAGACAGACCUGGCGACCACCACAGUUGAUAUCCCUCACGAAAGCUUUGCCGGAAAGGAGAUGUCCCUGUGGGAGGUCAUGCAAUCAAACUUGCUCCCCGCUGAGGAAAAACAAAGACUACUCGAACAGUACAGAACUGGAAAGAUAACUAAGGAGAGAAUGAUCAUAAUUGUCAUUGAGAUAAUUCAGCAAAGAGAGACUGUUAAGACAGAGCAGAGCAUGUCUUGUGAUGUCAUCAGGCGCAGGAUCACCAUCGAUGAGCUCUACAACGCUCGCAUCAUCAACCUGGAAACCUACAACUUGCUGAAAGCCGGCAAGAAAACCAUCCGUGAAGUUAUGGAGAUGUCUACCGUCAAGGGCUAUCUGUUCGGCACUGGCUGCAUCGCAGGCGUGAUCUCGGACACAUUCACCAAAGUCAGCAUUUAUCAAGCCAUGAAGAGGAACCUCAUCAAGCCUGACUUAGCCGUGAGUCUUCUGGAGGCACAAGCAGCCACCGGCUUCAUCAUCGACCCAGUGAAAGAUGAAAUGCUAACGGUCGACGAGGCUGUACGCAAAGGCCUGGUUGGCCCCGAAACACACGACAAACUCCUGUCUGCUGAGAGGGCCGUAACAGGCUACAAAGAUCCGUACAGUGGCAAGGUCAUCUCCCUUUACCAAGCAAUGAAGAAAGACUUAGUCCCUGAAGACUAUGCCUUAAAACUCUUGGAGGCUCAAGUCGCGACCGGUGGUGCCGUUGAUCCGGAGUACAGCUUCCACCUGCCAACUGAGGUGGCGACCCAGCGUGGCUACAUCAACAAAGAGAUGAUUGACAGGCUCUCAGGUCCAAAUACAGACGUGACCGAGUUUGUGGACCCGACCACCGAUGAGAAGAUGUCCUAUGCUCAGCUCCUGAAGCGCUGCAAAGUGGACAAAGACAGCGGCCUGCACUUGCUGUCUCUCGCCGAUAAAGGACUUCUCUUCAAGGGUCUCAGGAAGCAGAUCACCCUCGAUGAGCUGCUCCGCUCCAACAUCAUCGAUCAGAAGACUUACGAUGAGCUCAGCCAGGGGAUCAUCUCAGUCGAGGACAUCAGCAAAACCAUUCAGAAAUACCUAAUAGGCACCAGCUGCAUUGCAGGGGUUUAUGUAGAGGCUACCAAAGACCGCCUAUCGAUCUACCAGGCAAUGAAGAAGAACAUGAUCAGGCCAGGCACUGCCUUUGAGCUCCUUGAGGCACAAGCAGCAACAGGAUAUGUCAUCGACCCCAUCAAAAACCUAAGGCUGAACGUAAGUGAAGCUGUAAAAAUGGGGGUUGUAGGCUCAGAGUUUAAAGACAAGCUCCUCUCUGCAGAAAGAGCUGUGACUGGCUACAAGGAUCCGUACUCGGGCAAGGUCAUCUCUCUGUUCCAGGCCAUGAAGAAGGGCCUGAUCCUGAAGGACCACGGCAUCCGUCUCCUGGAGGCCCAGAUAGCCACGGGUGGAAUCAUCGACCCGGAGGAGUCUCACCGCCUGCCGGUGGAGAUGGCCUACAAACGAGGCCUGUUCGAUGAGGAGAUGAACGAGAUCCUCACCGACCCGUCUGACGACACCAAAGGCUUCUUCGACCCCAACACGGAGGAGAACCUGACCUACCUUCAGCUGAUGGAACGCUGCAUGACCGACCCCGAGACGGAACUCGUCCUCCUGCCCCUGAAAGAGAAGAAGCGCGAGAGGAAGACGUCCUCCAAGUCCUCCGUCCGCAAACGCAGAGUGGUGAUUGUGGAUCCUGAGACUGGCAAGGAGAUGUCUGUGUAUGAGGCGUACCGCAAAGGGCUUAUUGAUCACCAGACCUACCUGGAGCUUGCAGAGCAGGAGUGCGAGUGGGAGGAGAUCACCAUCUCCUCCUCGGACGGUGUUGUAAAGUCCAUGAUCAUCGACCGUAGAUCUGGACGCCAGUAUGACAUUGACGAUGCCAUCUCCAAAGGACUCAUAGACAAGUCGGCCUUGGAACAGUACCGAUCUGGCACGCUGUCAAUCACGGAGUUUGCUGACAUGCUUUCAGGGAACAUGAGCGGCUCCCGAUCACGCUCCUCCUCCUUUGGGUCCGCCUCUGGAUCCGCCUCGUCCUACUCCAGCCCGACUCCCUCGAUCAAAACGCCCGCAACCACCUGGAACGAUCCGACCGAGGAGACUGGCCCAGUUGCGGGAAUCCUAGACACGGACACCUUGGAAAAAGUGACCAUCACCGAAGCCAUGCAUCGGAAUCUGGUGGACAACAUCACCGGCCAACGGCUCCUGGAGGCCCAGGCUUGCACAGGUGGAAUCAUCGACCCAAACACCGGUGAGAGGUUCUCCGUCACUGAUGCGACAGAGAAAGGGCUUGUGGAUAAGAUCAUGGUCGACCGCAUAAGCCUGGCCCAGAAGGCUUACAACGGAUUCGAGGAUCCCAGAACCAAAACUAAAAUGUCUGCCGCACAAGCCUUAAAGAAGGGUUGGCUUUACUAUGAAGCUGGCCAGCGGUUCCUUGAAGUCCAGUACCUCACGGGGGGACUGAUUGAACCAGAUGUCCAGGGACGUGUAGCCAUUGACGAUGCCGUUAAGAAAGGCACACUUGAUUCACGGACUGCACAGAAACUACGGGAUGUCAGUGCUUACUCCAAAUACCUCAACUGUCCCAAGACAAAGUUGAAGAUCUCUUACAAGGAUGCCAUGGAGAGAAGCAUGAUCGAGGAAGGGACUGGCCUGCGUCUGCUGGAAGCCUCCUCCCAGUCAAGCAAAGGGCUGUACAGCCCCUACAGCGUCAGUGGAUCGGGCUCAGCCUCCGGUUCCCGACCGGGCUCACGAACCGGAUCGAGGCCCGGUUCUAGACGGGGGAGCUUUGAUGCAACUGGCUCCUCCGGUUUCUCCAUGGGCUUCUCGUCCACGUCAUACUCCUCCCCCAGCUUCGGUCGCCGUUACACGGCAGGAGAGCAUGGCGGCGGGCUGUGCGUGGACGAACUGAAGACAGCCCUGAAAGCACUGGCAUCAGGCAGGAACUGUUGCAUUGAGGAUGGGAUUACGUUCACUCUGCCCCCAAUGCAGUGCCCACUGGUUGCUUAGCAACCUAUGAGGAAACAAACUCAUUCAUUCAUUCUGCUCUGCAUGUGGUUGCUAUGGGGAUUUGCUUUUAUCUGUAUUAUUGGCUGAGUCUUUGUUGUUGAAUUUAAAAUUUAUUUUGAAGAUUAUUUCUUAUUUCUCUCAAGAUAACUUAAGCUCAUUUUGUUCUACUUUCUUCUUGUCUCAUCCAAAAUAUUUUUACUGUACAUUUUUAUUUGUAGAAUGGACUUCCAGCGUACAAGAACUUAAAUGUAAAUGCUGUUUCUAUUAUUGUACGCUUAAGUUGGUUAUAUUUAGUUCUUUUUAGAGGUUAACGUUUUGUUAACAUUUUCAGCCUGCAAAUUUCUUUAAAGAGGAAAGCUCAAGCCUACUGUCUGCAGAGCAGAAUUAAAAUAACCCAGAGCGCGCUAUGUAACACUGCCCAGAGAUUGGUUCAAGGAGCAAAGCUUUUAAAAUCCUCUGCCAAUCCAAGUCGAUGAUACCACGCCCACCAAUGACACCACCAUGAUACUCUACCGUACCCUCAGCCAAUCAUGCGAAACCAUCAGACGGCCAACCGUCAUCAAACAAUAUGACAAUUAUGGAUGACACACGUGGCUGCGGCCAACAGCCAAGUUCCCAGUUACUGCUGCUAGUAAAAGCUUUCUCAAGAGUGUCACUGAGGGCGCAGCGGAGAUGACAAGAUGCCUGCUGAUCGCCGUAAUCCAAAAACAUACCAUCUGUUCUCCAACUGUAACUUCAAGGAAGACUUCAAAGAGGCGCCAUCUGCUCCCAGCAUCUCUUGCAUUGCUUUAUUCUUUUGUGCCAAGAGGGACUAAAUGAUCAGAUGUUGUAACAAUCUCAUCAGCCCUGAUGUUUGACCUGAUCUCAGUCCUGUAGUGAGAUGAAUGAAUCUAUGGUGUCGCCUCCACCUGCAUCUCCUAAUCCAUUGAUGCUUUGAAGAUUUCCUGAUUUAACAGAUUAUUAAGUCUACAUUUCAAUUCAGUGUCUUGAUGCAGGCUUACAUAACACAUGUGUACUAUCAUUACCACAGGAGUUAUUAAUACAGUGUAUUACUAUAAUAUUGUCAGCAGUUUAAAUCACAUCAGUGUAAUAGUAUCAUAUCGUCUUAUUGUCAGCAGUAAUCACAGCAGUAACUGGCACCGGCUUUUCUUACUAGAUUGUUUUUUAUGUAAAAAAAAAAAAAGGACAAAAGGAAUUAGAGCACUUUGAGCCGUAGAUAAAACAAAAUGAAAACACUAAUUCUAGAUAGGCCUCCAUUUGAGCAUAAAUAUCCAUGAUUCAGUAUUUGUCCCAGCCUUUGUGUCUCAUCUGCACCCCCUGGUGGCCCUCCUGCAUAGCUACAGCACAACAGAGAGGAGAUUUGACCAAACAGAAAAAGAAGUUUGGAUUGCACAUGCCUUAGCAUAUUGGAGUCGUCACGACGACAAAACUCAACAAGGUCCUUCAUUUGUGUUAGAAAUAGAAAUAGGCAUAGAAAUAAGAUACUAAAGUUGUCACUUGAACCAAUGUCUGUGUUCUGCACCUCACCUUCGCUGUUUCCUUUCCUUUCCUUCCUCCAUCUGAGAAUUUCUGUUUCAAUUUCAAUUAUAUAUUUUCUUAUUAUAUAUAUAUUAUAAUAUUCUAUUUUUUGGCUUUGCAUGUUUUAAUAACAUAAUUUCAAGAGAUGCAAUAAAGCAGCUGUACCUGACUUUUUUUAAGUCCUUGCUAAGCUUCAUGUCUGUUGGGGGGGGGAGCUGUGGGAGGCAUGAGAUGAGUAGAACUAUAUUUAAAGGAGGAAGUUAUGUCCUAAUGUAAAUAAACUAAGGGUAUAUACUGUA
Clupea harengus (Atlantic herring) is the source of this 15930-nucleotide messenger RNA. It is a transcript of the gene pleca, whose product is annotated as plectin a. NCBI's taxonomy places the organism in Eukaryota, Metazoa, Chordata, Actinopteri, Clupeiformes, Clupeidae. Gene Ontology annotation, cellular component: intermediate filament; hemidesmosome; cytoskeleton. The transcript is spliced from 36 exons. The coding region runs from base 71 to 14113 and encodes 4680 amino acids. The record is from RefSeq and is a predicted model, not a curated record. Gene Ontology annotation, molecular function: cadherin binding; ankyrin binding; structural constituent of muscle. Gene Ontology annotation, biological process: wound healing; intermediate filament cytoskeleton organization; hemidesmosome assembly.